Messenger RNA from Cucurbita pepo subsp. pepo (vegetable marrow), 1947 nucleotides. RefSeq lists its product as uncharacterized. Gene Ontology annotation, molecular function: RNA nuclease activity. Gene Ontology annotation, cellular component: peroxisome. Gene Ontology annotation, biological process: regulation of gene expression. Lineage: Eukaryota; Viridiplantae; Streptophyta; Magnoliopsida; Cucurbitales; Cucurbitaceae. The record is from RefSeq and is a predicted model, not a curated record.
UCUGAGAUAAGAAACAAUUAUGAUUUUUUCGUCAUAAAAAUCGAAACUUUCUUUCCCCCAAAAAACUCGUUUUCUUCGUCUUCAGGUCAGAUCUCUUGUGGACUCUGAUUUCUAUCUUUAGGAUCGUAGUUGAGUUAGGGCGGCUGACGCUGAGGAUCUCUUGUAUCAUUACCAGUGUUUGCAUAAUCUGAAUAGUUGGUGCGAAGGAAAAUCCUAAUGGAAGACUUAAACAGAAAUGUUUCUCAGACUCCUCCAAGUCCACAAACCCGAAGUUCUCCAGAUGGUCCUGUGGCCAUCCUGUGGGAUAUUGAGAAUUGCCCUGUUCCGAGUGACGUACGCCCUGAAGACGUAGCUGGUAAUAUAAGAAUGGCUUUGCGAGUGCACCCUGUAAUAAAAGGUGCAGUUAUGAUGUUUUCUGCAUAUGGGGAUUUCAAUGCAUUUCCUAGACGUUUGAGAGAAGGGUGCCAGAGAACAGGGGUCAAACUAAUUGACGUGCCAAAUGGUCGGAAAGAUGCUGCCGACAAGGCUAUACUGGUCGAUAUGUUUCUCUUUGCCCUCGACAACCCUCCCCCGUCUUCCAUUAUGCUCAUAUCUGGAGACGUCGAUUUUGCUCCAGCACUUCACAUUUUAGGUCAACGUGGAUAUAAUGUGAUACUUGUCAUCCCUUCUGGUGUGGGUGUUUCAUCUGCCCUUUGCAAUGCUGGAAAGUUUGUUUGGGACUGGCCCACUGUGGCUCGUGGUGAAGGCUUUGCUCUUGCCCCCAAGGUGUUGGCUUCCCGUGGAGGAGCAGCCGAAAUUUCUGGAUAUCCUAAGGGAUGUCAUAUCAACGAUAACCCGGAUUGCCAAAACGAAGACGAAGCUAUUAUCUUUAGAGGGAUCUCCCAGAACUAUUACAACUCGAGGGAUUUUUCAGUAGUAACUCAGUCUUUAUCUUCAUCUUUGAGGUCACAGAGUCUCCCAUCUGGUUUGAAUGAGGUUCCAACAGGUCCUGUUUCGUGUGGAGAUCAGAACGAGUCGGCUUGGUGGCUGCAGACAGGAGACUUAAAUGUUCUGAAGGGACAGUUGGUUAAGAUGCUAGAACUUUCUGGAGGGUGCUUACCCGUAACUAAAGUUCGAGCCGAGUACCAGAGAGUCUUUGGAAGGCCAUUGUACACUUCUGAGCCAGGUAUCAAGCUUGUGAAUCUUUUUAAGAAGAUGGGAGACACCCUCAUUGUAGAGGGCAAAGGUAACAAGAAAUCUGUCUACCUUCGAAACUCCAGAUCAUGCCCGAGCGCCCCACCGUUGAUAUUAUCAAGGAAAGAAAACAAGAAAGGCAAGGGUACAUUGGAAGAGACUGUUGAUGCUGCUCCAGGCAUGGGCUCAUCGGACGAAUACUCGGAUGAAGAAAGAGUAGUCCUCGAAGAACACGACGUGAAGAAGGGUGUAGGAAAACCCAACCAAAACAACAACGAACAUUGUCUCGAUCAAUUCAAACAUGAGCUACAGGAGAUUCUCGUAAGCUAUUCUUGCAGAAUCUUCUUGGGAUGUUUCGAGGAAAUAUACCUACAGCGAUACAAGAAAUCCCUGGACUUCCAGAGCCUCGGGGUUCGCGGAUUGGAGGAGUUGUUCGACAAAGUAAGCGAUGUCGUUGUCUUGCACGAAGAUCCAGCCAGCAAGCGAAAGUUCCUGGCUGCAUUCGGUAGCUAAAAGGAUGAUGAAGAUGAUCAGGUAGCUAACCUUUGUAUCCAUUCUAUGUCAUUAACUUGUGAAAUAGCUCCAAACAAGAAAGAGAGGCUGGUUGUGUUGUGUUUUUUUCUUCUUCCUCCAGCAUGUUCUUUGUCCUUUUUAACGUAUGGAAAACUGUCACUGUAAGUGUCUGUAACAGAUGAAGAUCUUUGUCUGAGUCUCUGUAAAUUACUCUCUGCUCAAGUUUUAAGAUUAAUAUAAGGUUCUUUCUUUUCAUUUCAA